Molecule: messenger RNA, 3934 nt
Organism: Euleptes europaea (tarantolino)
Lineage: Eukaryota; Metazoa; Chordata; Lepidosauria; Squamata; Sphaerodactylidae
Gene: PCARE
Product: photoreceptor cilium actin regulator
Exons: 2
Coding region: 1-3870 (1289 amino acids)
Biological process (GO): photoreceptor cell outer segment organization; protein localization to photoreceptor outer segment
Cellular component (GO): photoreceptor outer segment; photoreceptor inner segment
Source: RefSeq, a predicted model, not a curated record
AUGGGCUGCACUCCUUCACAUAGAGUUACUGCUAAUCCAACUGGAGAAUGGGGAAGCAUACCCUUGAAUAAGGGUAUCCUGCCGGUUGAUCCAGUGAGUGAGGGCACCUCCGUUCAAUUGCUGAUCAAGGGCUCCUCUUCUUGUGAUAUCGAUAAUUUGUGUCAUGGAGUGACUCAGGGUAAAGAUCAUUUCCUCAAAAGCACAUCAGAUGAGGACCAAAAUUUUAAUUCCCAUUCUUCGUCUGAGGAUCCUUCAUUCCCUGAAUUUGAACAGGAAGAGAAGGACGUGGACCGGUUGGUCUCAGAGACUGAGAUAGCUGUGUCUGAACUGACUGAGUCUUGCCGAUAUGGGGCUGAAACUAAGAAGAUAAAAAAGCAAAAUUCUUGCAAAUCACCAAAAACUGUUCUGGAAUACAAAAAUGAAAAGCAAAAUCCAAAGAGGGGAAAGAAACAAAAGAACAGCAGGCAAGGAAAACAAGAUCGUCAUUGCAAAACCAAAGACAAAUCCUGUGCAACUAGAUGUGAAGAGGAAAAGGUGGAUUUCCCAGAUCUGCUUGUUAAGGCCCAUCAGAACACAUAUGCCUACCUAAACCCCAACCUCUCCAAAUAUGAGGUUAUCUUGUGCAUAGCCCACCAGGCUACCGAAACACAAUUAAUUUUACAGCAGAUGGUAAGCUUUUUAUCACUUCGUUUUGAUGAAAUCAACCACCAUCUGGAGGAAAUUACCAAAGACGGAGAAGAUCUUCUCAAAGAAGUAGGUGGGAACCUGUCUUGGCCUGCUGACAAAGGAAACCCAAAAAAGCAACCAGAUCUUUUGCAACAGUUAUUGCAGUACACAGUCAACAAAAUGCAACUGUUAAAUGGAACUGUGGCCUCUUUAACCUCUGACGUCCUUCAGGAGUCCUGCAGCUUUUUGCAGUCUGCAGGUAGCAGCUUAGAGGAAAAACUGAAGGCAAAACAAGGUUUUGAUGAACGUUUGCUCAGAACAAUUAACCUCCUUGAAGCAUCUAUAGUUGGGUCUUCUCCUUACCCUGAUGAUAGGACUCUCUAUUCUGAAGACAGUGGAAUUGGUGUUGACAGUGAAUCAGUCAAAGACCUGAACGUUCUUGAUAAACAAGGAGUACAUGCAAGUUGUGAUUCUUGUUCAUGUCAUCAAUCUCUAAAUGAGACCACUGGGAAGAGAACAGCACCUGGAAGAAAACAGCAGUGGAUGAGCACCUCUGUAAAUGCCACAACCAGAUCACAUGACUGUGCAGUGGAGAGUCAUUUUAAGGAUAUAUUUGACCCUCCUGCUCAUAGUAAGGAUGCAAUAUCUUCAAAAAUAGUAACUGGAAGUGGAGACAGUGUUCUCCAGCAUCAAAACAUUGACAUCAGAAUUCCUCUUAACUCCAUGCAUUCUACUAUCAGUCAUGAGGAUGAAUGUGAAGAGUGUGAAUCAACUGAAACUUCUUCCACAAGUGAAGACAAUGAGGACGAUAGCUUCUCUGAGGAAGAAAGUGACAGCGUGUCGGAAAAAGAAAAAGAGGCGUUACCUAAAAGACCAACAGCCGCACCUGCAUCAAAAGGCAUGAAAUUGAGGCUUUCCACCAAACGAAUGGAGAGCCCCGAGAAGGAAGAGAUCAUAUUGAAGAUGAAAGAUGCCAUCAGUGAAAAGAUCAAAUUUGUCCCUGCGAAAGCUGAGAAGAGAGAAUGGUCAGAAGAUGAAAAUGGCAGAGCAACCCAGGGGCAGCGGCCUAGUACAGCCACUAGAAGCCGGAAGACCAAAGCUAAACAGAGACGGUCUAGAUCUGCAGAGUCCCUUCGAAGUCAUGCCGAAGAGGACCCGACCCUUCUAGAGCUUCAAAGGACUCAAAAGGACCUUGAUAAAAAGUUGGAAAUGUUUCACACGCAUAAUGAAAAUAAAGAAGCAAAACAUAAAUUGACAUCCACAAACAGAAAAGAACAACCCAAACUGCAAGAUCACGAGCAUGUUACUCAUAGAUCUGCCACCAAUAAACUCAAGGCGUCUCUUGCUAAAAAUUUCAGCAUAUUACCUAAUCAGGAUAAAGUCCCUUUGCUUAGGCAGGAUCAAAAUGCUAUCAGAGAGAAGCCUGAUGGAAAGAAAUCUAAAAAGCUUGCCAUAACAACCAUGUUCUCACCGGAACAAAUAUCCAGCAUAGACAAUGUACCUCCUGGGACACAGCAAGUGAACAGUGUUGUUUGCACUCCACCUCGUAAAUCUGUUAAAAAGCUCAUUGAAACCUUCAGCCCUGGUGAAGGCCUUAUGAAACCCAUAAGUAGGAGAACUUUGGGACCAAUAAAAUGUAUCCAAAAGUUUGGACUUCCAAGCAUUACUCCCAACCUUCCACUCCCAAGAGGGCUUCUCCCUUUAAAUCAGAAACACAGAAUUUCACCAAUGGGAGAUGUAAAUGGUCCAAUGAAUCCAGUCCAGUGUGCUUUUGGUCCUGUGGCUGAACCUGUACUUCCAAGUGAGAAUGACACAAAUCAAGAAAUUGAUGAAGAUUACAUAGAAAAGCUUCCACCACCUCCUCCUGAGAUGUUAGUGGGCCUCUCAUCUGACUCAACUGAAUCUGCCGAAGGCACAAGGACAGAAAACAGCUAUUCGGAAAUUGCCAACAAGCCUACCAAGAUGACUGAGCAUUGCGCCACUAAGAAAUUUUCUCAAGUUUCUCAGCGAAUAAAAACUUCACUGUUCUCCCUUGACUUGCUACCGAGUAAGAACCGCAACAGUCCCAACUUCAUUGGCAACAAAACAUCAAAAAGCACGGUGGACUCCACACCAAGGAGAUGUUCCUUGGAGUUGAAUUCUACCGAUCUGUCUGAGACUUCAUUCGCAUCCCAUGGGGACUACGAAAUGAAAGAGGCUGCAGCUUUGUACAGGCAAAACCAUAAAAUUAUACCUCUUCAAAAUCCCAAAGAAAUUCCGGAGCAGAACGAAAGUGACACAGCAAACAAAGAAUGCAAAGCUCCGCUAGCUUUGGCUCAAAGGCAAAGCUCAGCUGACUCAGUUGGGAAAAGUGAGAAAACAACAGGUUUUGUCAGGCGAGUUUCCCUAGCAAGGACCUCUUCUUCUUCACCGCCUAGUGAGAAGAGGCUCCCAAGCCCACCAAUACGUCAUAGACACAUCCGUCAAGCUUUCUCUCCAGUGGUUCAGAGGCAGCCUAGUCCUCCAGCAAGCCCCAAGGCAACAAGCCCUCCAACACAACGGAAAAUGCCUUCACCACCAUCCCAACAAAAACUAGCUAGCCCUCCAAUGGGACGCAAACAACUCAGCCCGCCAACCCACCGCAAAGUGUUGAGUCCACCAUCCCACCGUAGAGAGCCAAGCCCUCCUCCUUUCUCAACUACCCCUUCCCCACCAAUUUCUCCGUCCCGGUUGCAUAAAGGAUUACAAAACAACUUGGACUCAGGGAAUGAGCAGCAACCUCCCUCCCCCAAGAUUGUCAGCAAUGCCCACUCAAUAUUUUGCCCAGCCAUUUCUUCAUUGUUUGAAGCCAAGCCACCGUUGCUGCCUAGCAGCUCCACCACAGAUGCCAUCCUCAGGGGCCAUCCCGAAAUAUCUGCACAGAGGAAUAACACAGAGCCCAAGCAAUAUGGAGAGCAACAGAAAAAGAUGGUCUUCAAUGUUGCCAAUCCCCAGUCUUUCGUAAGGAGAAGCUUCUCUGACCGUAGGCCGGGGUGCCCGUUUCCAUUGCCAUUGUUUACCUCAGCUGCUAGCGAACCUGUGCUUAGCCAAACAAGCAUGGAAGAGAAGCCUAAGAAAGAUGGGGACCCUUGGAAUAGCACAUGUUCCUCUGAAGUCAAGGGAACAGGCAAGUCUUCUUCUCAUCUUGAUCUCUACAUUGUGGGCCAAGGACUCCAGAAGGACUAGAUGGAGAGAGUAACUUUGGGAGCUGGAACGACUGAGGACCCAAGGACGGAGAAUCUUUGCACGA